CCCAGCCACGUCUCGGGAGGGUUUCCUGGACCGAGGGCCUGGUGGCCACGGCCUUAAGAUGCGCAGCUGGGGCGGCGGCCGCCACUGCUUCCCUCCCAGGCCCUGGCGGUGACAGCAGCAGCAGCAUGGAGCUCCGGGGACCCCAGCUGCUUCUCUGCGUCCUCGCCUUGCUGACCCAGGUUGCCGCCGAGGUGCCAACCUCCAAGCCCAAGAAGGUUGUCAAUGCCCGGAAAGACAUCGUGAGCCCCAAGACCAUCGAGGAGCUCAAGAGCCGGCUGGAUGCCCUGGCGCAGGAGGUGGUGGUGCUGAAGGAGCAGCAGGCGCUGCAGACCGGUGAGCGCGGCCGCCCGGUCACCCUCAGCCCCGGCAGACGUUCCUGUCUGUGCAGGCCGCUGCGGGUAGCGCAGGAGCCGGGUCCAAAGCAGGCCGGAGGGACAGGCGCUGCGGCGGGACCGCUGCCGAAAUGA
Fukomys damarensis (Damara mole-rat) is the source of this 467-nucleotide messenger RNA. RefSeq names its product C-type lectin domain family 3 member B (gene Clec3b). The transcript has 3 exons. Bases 126 to 467 code for a protein of 113 amino acids. The record is from RefSeq and is a predicted model, not a curated record. NCBI's taxonomy places the organism in Eukaryota, Metazoa, Chordata, Mammalia, Rodentia, Bathyergidae.